AUGGAAAAACACCUCACUCCCCCCCCCCUCCGUGAGCGAACAAAACCAUUAGAAAAAUCGCCAUUUUUUGACCAAAAACCCACCCUCCGUGAGUGAACAAAAAUUUUUUUUAUAGAAAAAAUUUUAAUGGAAAAAAAUUUUGAUAUAUAAGUGAUAAUUAGUAUAAUGAAAUCUAGAGCUAAUUCUGUUUAAUUUUAAACAAAUUGCGUUUUAAAACAUAAAUUUUGCAAAUUAAAUUAAUAUUUGCUUCCCAAUUUUUGCAAAUUAGGAUUUUUUUAAAUUUCGAAAAAAAUAUUUUUUAUAAAAUUUAUAUAUAAAUUUUUUUUAAAAAAAAAAAUUUAACCCCCCUCCGUGAGCGAACAAAAUUUUUUUGUUCGCUCACGGAGGGGGGGGGGGGGGAGUCAGGCAUCAGCUAGAGCUACUUCAAACAGAGCACAAAGCUGAGGAAGAGGAAAACUACACACACAGGACAAAAUGCAGUCACAAAGUGCUAGAAAAUGAAGGUGUUUUAAUUAAGAAAUUAACUUGCAAAGGAGUCAAAGCCGGACUAUUUGGCCGACUUUUAGUGAAAUUAGCUAAACCGUUCGGAAAAUUACCGACAAACAAGUUUGGAGCUGGAGACGUGGUAGGGAUAUUUUCCAGUGACAUUACUGAUCCUGAAGAUGAAGGAAUUGUUUAUAAAAUUUCUUCAGAUCACAUCAUCAUUGCAUGUGAUAGUUUUAGCUUACAAGAAGUCUCAUGCUCUAUUGUAAUGCUUGCUAAUGAAGUCACUUUCCAGAAACAGAGAAAAGCAAUAGAAAACGUGCUUGCCUUGAAGACUGAGUCUCAUGCGUAUAAUUUAUCACAAGUGUUGCUUGGGGAGUCUGCUCCGAGGAUAAAGCAGCCGGAUAACAUAGUGCAAAUAAUUAACCAGGAUUUGAACCAAAUUCAACAAAAUGCUGUACAAUUUGUGAUGAAUGAGUGCUUGGAUGUAGGAAUAAUACAUGGACCGCCGGGGACAGGGAAAACGACGACAGUUAUUGAAGUGAUAUUGCAGGCUGUAAGUAAAGGGCUAAAAGUCCUUGCUACUGCAUCUUCUAAUAUUGCUGUAGAUAACUUAGUGGAAAAAUUAGAUGGAAAAACUAGCAUAUGCAGAAUUGGGCAUCCUGCAAGGAUGAUUCCUCACAUAAGCAAGUAUUCUUUAGACAAUCUUUUAAAGCUGUCAGAUCAAGCAUCCCUUAAUGAUGAUAUCAACCGAGAAAUAAUGCAAAUUAAUCGGCAGCUCCAAGGAUUAAAAGGAAUUGCUGCAAGAGAGCUUAAAAGACACUUGCGAUCUCUCGAAAAAGAAAAGAAAAUGCGAAGCAACAAAGGAAUUGAUGAAGUUUUUUCCAAGAGUAAUGUAAUUUUGACUACAAAUAUAUCAGCAGGACACAAAUUCUUGCAAAAGUUCGCUGAAAAAAUCAAGGGCUUUGAUUUAGUUAUAAUUGAUGAAGCCGCACAAGCUCUUGAAGCAAGCUGCUGGAUCCCAAUUUUGCUUGGUAAAAAAUUAAUUAUGGCUGGAGACCACAAUCAGCUGCCUCCUACCAUCAAGAGUGAAAAAGCUGUCAAAGGAGGCUUAGAUGUCACACUUAUGGCAAGAAUAUGCAGGAUUAAUUCAGAAACAACAAGAAUGCUUGAGUUACAAUAUAGGAUGCAUAGGCUAAUUAUGACAUGAUCAAGCCAAGAAUUUUAUAAUGGAAGACUUCAAGCUGAUCCUUCAGUCGCUGAGCAUAGAUUAGCCAAUUAUGAGCCUGGUCCUUUAGUAUUUGUAGAUACUAAUGGUGCAGGGUUUAAUGAUGCUGGAAGUGCCUCUAAAUACAAUUUAAAGGAAGUUGAUAUUGUUAGGGACUUAGUGCAAGAGCUUCUGGAGGCUGGGGAAAAAGACAUUGCGGUAAUUACCCCUUAUAAUGCUCAGGUUGAAUUAUUGAAAAAUUAUAUACAAAAUGUGGAAAUUUCAACUGUGGAUGGAUUCCAGGGCAGAGAAAAAGACGUUGUUAUUAUGUCACUUGUGAGGUCUAAUAAUAAAAAAGAUGUCGGGUUUUUAAAAGACUUUAGAAGAAUGAACGUAGCAAUCACAAGAGCGAGAAAAUUAGUUUGUCUGGUAGGAGACUCUGAUACAGUUGGUAAUUCCAAAUCUCCUGAGUUUUUACAAAGGAUGUGCCAAUAUUUUAACGCCAAUGCAGAAUUAAGGAAUCCUAAUUUGUUUAAUAUUGGUGCCACUAACCCGAUAAUAGUAGAAGAUUUUGAGGAAGAAAAAAUGCCUAACUCCGCUCCUCCGUGAGCAAACAAAAACAUUUUGUUUGCUCUCGGAGGGGAUAAAUUUUUUUUCUCAAUAUUUUAAAAAAAUUCCAAUUCGUAAAAAUUGAGAAGCAAAAAUUAAUUUAAUUUGUAAAAUUUAUGUUUUAAAAUGCAACUGUUCAAAAAUUAAACAGAAUAGCUUAAGAUUUCAUUAUAAUAAUUAUCACUUAUAUAUUAAAAAAAAUUUUGUUCGUUCACGGAGGGUUUUUGGGGCAAAAAAUAUGAUUUUUCCAAUGGUUUUGUUCGUUCAUGGAGGGGAGGAAGUAAGAAAAAGUCAGAUAAAAAACCAAAGAAAAACGUAAAAAGCCAAGCCCAGCAAUUUAAAGAGUGGCAUGAAGCUAAAAUUCAGAGUAAAAAUGAUUUAAACCAAAUUCUAGAAGAAGUUAAAUCUUUUAAGCAAAAUAAAAAUGCUGAAGAAUAUAUGGCAAGAGAUUUAAAUGGCUUUGAAAGAAAACAAGUCCAUGAUUUGUGUGAAAAACUAAAAUUGUUCCAUUACUCAAGAGGAAGCGGUAAAAUUAAAAGCAUUUUGAUAAUGAAAAAUGAAAUUCCUGAUGAUAACCAUGAAUUUGAAAGAUUUGAAGAUGAAGAAUUAGAAGAAAGCGAAGAAAAUGAGGAAGAAAAAGGUGAAAAACAAAUAAAUACUAAUAAAGAAGAGGAAAAAAAAGAAGAAGAUAAAGUUGUUGACAUUAAAAUUAUCACAAAAGAAAAACCACAGAAAAAUAAACUAAUUAAAGCAGUUCCUGAAGGAGAAAAUAUUGAUGAAAUGGAAUUUUUAGAUCAGCUGAUAAAUCAAAAUAAGUAUUGCAACUAUAAAGGUUGCAACAAGCCUAUUGUAAAUUUGAUGCAAACAUGCAAAUUUUGCAGAGGAGUUUUUUGCUUUUCUCAUGGCGUUGCAGAAGUUCAUGGGUGUGGUGAUGCUGCUCAUCAAAGUGCAAGGGAAGGGCUUAAAGAUACAAUUCCAAAACCACAUUAUAGCUCAAGCUCUCAUUUGCAAAAAGAAGAGCUUAAGAGAAGAUUGAAUGAUAAAAUUACAAAACUUCAAGAGAAGCAAAAGCCAAAAAAUAAGAAAAAGAAGAAAUAA
Blepharisma stoltei is the source of this 3397-nucleotide messenger RNA. The record is from the annotation of a GenBank genome assembly. Lineage: Eukaryota; Ciliophora; Heterotrichea; Heterotrichida; Blepharismidae.